CCCACGACGACGUGCUUCGGUGCACCGCAUAGCCCGCAGCUACGUCGGCGACGUGUUGCGUUGACCGAGCUGUGCCUGCGGUCAAGUUGGGUUAGCAUUUUCCGUAUGCAAUUAUUCACCUCCUGACGCAGUAAAACUUUGCCGCUUAGCUCGCGGUAUGUUCCCGGUGCACGUGCCCAACUUUUGCAACUUCUGUUCGUCGAUCUGUCGGCGGUGCUCCGAAUUCCGAAACUCGAGAACGAGUGAUGAGUUUUCCUGCAUCCGCAGGGAUAGGUCGAGGCACUCCGAUUGCGUGUCGCCCAAGACGUGUUUUUAGCUGCUGAACUGUCCCGGUCGUGCCUUUGGAGGACUCUCCUUUUGCUGUAAGUCGGGAUCUAGCCAUGUUGCGUCGAUUUCUUCAGCUGGGUGCCCUGGCUGGCACCAGUGGUGCCACCUACCUGGCAUUGCGCAACAACCAGUGGGAUGUCUCCAACAUUGGCAUUGUGCGCUUUGGACGGGCUGCAGCCACUGUGUCCAGGAUAGCCUGCGACUACAAGUUGGCUACCCUGGGAAUGGAUCAAGACUCUGAGGAGUAUGCCAAGGCACGCUCAGAGGUGCACCAGCGAUCGGCGGAGCGGCUGCUUCAGCUGUGCUGCAUCAAUGGGGGUGUCUUCAUCAAAGUGGGUCAGCACGUGGGUGCCCUGGACUACCUGCUACCCAAAGAGUACGUCCGCACACUGAGGGUGCUUCACAGCAAAGCACCGGCCUCUCCGCUCCACAACAUCCUCCAGGUGCUCCGCGAGGACCUCGGGCAAGACCCGGAGGAGGUGUUCUCCUCGUUCUCCGAGCAACCAAUUGGGGCAGCGUCCCUGGCCCAGGUCCACCGUGCCACCCUGCGCACUACAGGUGAAACAGUGGCCGUCAAGGUGCAGCACCCUUCUGUGCUGGGGAACUCCCUCGUCGACAUGGCCACCAUGGAGCUGCUGGUGAACAUUGUGGCCAAGAUAUUCCCAGAGUUCUCGCUCAUGUGGCUGGCAGAGGAGACCAAGCGCAACCUCCCUCUGGAGCUGGACUUUGUCAACGAGGCACACAACACGGAGCGGGUUCGCCGCAUGUUCUCCCACUUCCCAUGGCUCGAGGUACCUGAGAUCCACUGGGACCUGACCGCAAGGCGUGUGAUGACCAUGCAGUUCUGCGAGGGUGGCCAGGUCAACGACAAGGCCUACAUGGAAAAAAAUGGCAUAUCAGCCAUGGAGGUGUCCAGCCGUCUUGGCCAGCUGUACAGCGAAAUGAUCUUUGUCCAAGGUUACGUGCACUGUGACCCCCACCCAGGAAACCUGCUGGUGCGACAGGGCAGCCAGGGACCGACGCUGGUGCUGCUUGACCAUGGCCUGUACACGGAGUUGACCGACCAGUUCCGACUGCAGUAUGCUCACAUGUGGCUAGCCCUGAUCCGGCGGGACCUCGAGUCUCUGCAGUACUGGGGUAACCAGCUGGGUGUGUCGGGCGACCUCUACAAGGUCCUCUCGUGCAUUGUGUCGGGCCGCUCGUGGACCUCCAUCACUCGGGGCAUUGACCGCCAGAAGCACACCAAGGCAGAGGGUUCUGAAAUCAAGGAGUUUGCGAGCCAGCACUUCCCGCUCAUCUCUCAGAUCCUGGGCAUGGUCCCUCGGCAGAUGCUGCUCAUCUUCAAGACCAACGACCUGCUGAGGGGCAUCGAGACCAGCCUAGGGACACGAGGUGCGGCCCGUUCGUUCAUCACCAUGUCUCGGUGCUGCGUGCGUGCUGUGUAUGAGGACCAGCUGAAGCACUGUGCCAACUGGUGGUCUAGAAUGGUAGUGGUGGUGCGUGCCUGCUUCGCACAGUCGGCCAUCACGGUGUACCAGACUUUCCUGUGGUUUAGGACUAGACCGCUUGUGGGGAAGGCUGCUCAGGUCGGGCGAUGCGGCAUGAGCGAAGGACGUGCGAGUCCUGUAACUGUGGCCUGUUGUUUGGCAACACAAAUAUGGGCAUGACUGGAUUUGUCAAGACUCUCCAGUGAACACCACAGAACAUGUAUGAUAUGAUGAGGCGCAUGUUCUUGUGGUAAAACACUAAGGGAUGGGAUGUUUUCGUCUCGAGAAUCUCAUCAGGGGGGCUAUUUUGUAAGCGUUCUAUCACAGAACGGAGGUAGUCCGUUCUAUCGGGCCGCACGCGAUUGGUGGACGCUCGUUUGACGGUGAAGACGUGAGAAUAGGCAAGAACGGUCAUAGAACGCUCGCCGGCUCCAUUCUAUCAAUAGAAAGGAUACAAAACGGUCUCUGGACGACUUGGAUUGUAUCGAAACGUAAGCGCUGGGGCCGGGGAAUUGAAUUUUGAUCCAAUUGAAGUCGUCCGGAGACCGUUUUAUAUCAGUUCUAUCGAUAGAACGGAGCCGGCGAACGUUCUAUGACCGUUCUUGCCUAUUCUCACGUCUUGACUGUCAAACGAGCCUCAACCAAUCGCGUGCGGCCCGAUAGAAUGGACCACUUCCGUUCUACGACAGAACGCUUACAAAAUAGCCCCCCAGAACUGUUCUUACAUUGUGAGUGCCUGUAUGAUGCGUCACGUUGAUGCGAAAUGUGAGUAGGGACAUGUUGAGACUGAGUGCAUUUGUACGUUUGACUCCAAAGUGGUGGGCGCAGUCGACUGUGGAAGGCUGUUGUGUUUUGUAGCAAAAUGCUAGGAAUUCGUUUAGCCAGCUUUUUACUUCUAGUGUACCGAAAUCUUGUUGUCACAGUUUGCACUGAAUUGCAAGAAUGUAUGAAAUACGCCUAUUUUAGUGCCUUUAUUGCAUGCUUCGAUGCACUAGGUGUGAAUGUUCAGAAGUAAGAUUGCAGAGGACAAAGCUGUUGAGCAGUUUUUCUGGAGCAGAAAAUGUCCGUCACAUGAAAGAAAAUUUCCAUCCGUCCUGCUCUUAUCUGCUGCCAUUUGAAUGUGUUUCAUGAAUAGUGCGCAUGUAAAAUGCGUGUGCUGGUUCAGUUUAGAAUCACUGAACUUAAGUUUAAGGAAGCAGCUCCAUGACUUCAUAUUUUUUUUCUCGGCACUGGUCUCCGGUAUCAACGUGCCAGCAUAUUUUUAGCAACUUCACCCUUUUUCUGGUGUUAUAAUACUACUUACAUGAUGUGUAAUAUGUAGCUCUCCAAUUACUUUUAUCGUGCCUGUGAUUUAUGGUUAGACUGUGAGUGAGCACGUCACAAAAUGGAGAAACAAGGGACGUUCUCAAAGUGGCAAGUAUUGAAUGAAACAGAAAAGUAUUUCAGCCAUUGAAGGUGGUGUUUAUACAUUCACUGUGGCUGUGCCACCAGUCUGUUACGGAAUUUACUCUGACAAUGCAGCUGUUGGAAGACUUUUUGUUCACAUGUGUGUGAAAAGUUGAGACAGGCGAGAAAAUAUAUGCUUUCUCAGUUUUUAUGCCAGCGUUGUGGCGCCAUGAAACAUGACAUGAAGAAAACAUGCACAUCUGCAUGCCCCGUUCGUGGGUCUUGACACACAGGAAUUGACAAUCCCAAAGAGCGGAGCAGCAUUUGUCUAACAGGUGCCGUCCUUUGUGGAAGUAGGGAUGCAGUAAUGUGGUCAUCUUAUAGCACAACUUCGUUAUGGCAAGGUCACAUGGGACAUUAGAAAAACGACCCACUUUGAUAGCUUAGCACUUAAGGUGUUGCGCUGUUGAUAUUGAGGACAUGUAUUCAAUUUCUGGCCACGGUGUCUGCAUUUUGAUGGGAGUGAAAUGCAAAUGCACCUAUGGACUUAAAUUUAGGUUACAUGUCAAAGAAUCCCAGGUGAUUGAAACUAAUUUGGAGUCCUCUGCUGUGACUGUAUAGUCUAUGAGAAAGCAGAACACGAGUCAUUUUUCUUCAUAAAAAUUGUCCAGUGCAUGAAUAAAAACAUACAUCGCUGACUAGCCCCGCAAUGUGUUUGUAAAAUGAGUGAUUUCACGACGAUCGAGAACAGUUUCAGUUUGGCACGAUGUUUUAGAGGGACACUGAAGAACUAAUCGUGUCAUUUUAGUAAAUACCUUUUCACAAUGGUAGAAGCACCACUCUUGCCAUGAGAAGACGCCUUGUAAGCGAAGAAAAAGUGCAAAAAGAAAAUGCAGUGAAGUUUUUGCAUCUACUGCUGUGACUUCAGGGAUUCUGAUGUCAUCUGCUAGGGCCUCCAUACCUGGUGCUUUAAUCGCUAAAAAUGAAGUG
This is a messenger RNA of Rhipicephalus sanguineus (brown dog tick), 4190 nucleotides long. RefSeq names its product aarF domain-containing protein kinase 1. Bases 381 to 1994 code for a protein of 537 amino acids. Gene Ontology annotation, cellular component: mitochondrial inner membrane. The transcript has 11 exons. Gene Ontology annotation, biological process: lipid homeostasis; mitochondrion organization. Lineage: Eukaryota; Metazoa; Arthropoda; Arachnida; Ixodida; Ixodidae. The record is from RefSeq and is a predicted model, not a curated record.